Molecule: messenger RNA, 2237 nt
Organism: Labeo rohita (rohu)
Lineage: Eukaryota; Metazoa; Chordata; Actinopteri; Cypriniformes; Cyprinidae
Gene: ndrg3a
Product: ndrg family member 3a
Exons: 15
Coding region: 285-1394 (369 amino acids)
Biological process (GO): signal transduction
Cellular component (GO): cytoplasm
Source: RefSeq, a predicted model, not a curated record
CAGUCACUUCUUUCUCCUCCUCACUCUAUCUGCAUCUCAACCACCUCUCGCUCUCUUGCUCUCUCUCUCUCUCUCUCUCUCAAAACAUACCUCCUCUCUUCAUUUAUCUCACUCUCCCUCUCUCUCCUCCUGUGUCUCCCCUCCCUCUUGGAUCUCUGCCUAGCUACUGCUCUCCCUGUCCGUUCUCCUCCAUCCCUCCUUCAGCCACUCUGUGUUCCUCUUGUGGAUCCUCCCAUCUCUUCCUGUCUCCUCUCUGAAGCUGUCACUGUCUCGUGUGUGGAAACAUGUCAACCGUUCUGGAUGUGGAGCAGAAUGCAUGCACUGGAGAUGCAGUGGAGCAUGAUGUUGAGACGCCCCACGGUGUGCUCCAUGUGACCAUGAGAGGAAGCCCUAAGGGCAACCGUCCUGUCAUUCUGACCUACCAUGACAUCGGCCUCAACCACAAGUCCUGCUUCAACACGCUGUUUAACUUUGAGGACAUGAUGGAGAUCACUCAGCACUUUGCCGUCGUGCAUGUAGACGCCCCUGGCCAGCAAGAGGGAUCUCCCCCCUUUCCCACAGGGUACCAGUACCCCACCAUGGAUGAGCUGGCAGAGAUGUUACCCUCAGUCCUGACUCAGCUAAAGGUGAACAGCGUGAUUGGAAUUGGUGUGGGAGCAGGAGCAUAUAUCUUAACCCGCUUUGCUCUGAAUCAGCCGGCCCUGGUGGAGGGGCUGGUUUUGAUCAAUGUGGACCCCUGCGCUGAGGGAUGGAUGGACUGGGCUGCUUCUAAGCUCACUGGGUGGACUAGUAAUCUAGUGGACAUUGUGAUGGCUCAUCACUUCAGCACUGAGGAGCUGACUGACAACCAAGAACUGAUUCAGACGUACCGCCUGCACAUUGCACAGGACAUCAACCAGGAUAACCUGGCCCUCUUCUGUGGCUCAUACAAUGCCCGUCAAGACCUUGGUAUCGAGAGGCCAAUUGCUGGAGUCAAUGAGAAUACAGUGAAGACACUGACAUGCCCUGCUCUUCUGGUGGUUGGAGACACUUCCCCUGCAGUGGAGGCUGUGGUUGAAUGCAACUCUAGGUUAAAUCCAACAAAGACCACUUUGCUGAAGAUGGCGGACUGUGGCGGUCUGCCUCAGGUUGUUCAGCCUGGAAAGCUGGCCGAAGCCUUCAAAUACUUUGUACAGGGAAUGGGAUACAUUCCUCAUGUUUUGCUCAGCCAUCUGAGCACUGAAUCAGUACCAGCGGCUGGCAUGACCCGUCUGUCUCGAUCCCGAUCCUCCUCGUCCAGCAUCACAUCCUCAGACGGCUCACGCAACCGCAACCUGAACAGCCCUCUGGACGGGCCCACCUCUGGAGUCCUGGACAACCAGGGCAGGCCACAAACUAUGGAAGUCUCCUGCUAAAGCCCCGCUGCUGUUGUUUCACCCCUCACCUCCUGUUAUUUGUGUCCUAGAUUCCCACACGUUUCUAAAGCCGGUAAUAGUGAGGCAGGGGAGGCUUGAAUGAAAUGUAUGAAAUACUGAAGGUAUGCAUAUUGAAUAUAUACAUGUUAAUAAACGCUAGCCAAAUUUUAAGUCAUAAAUGCAGAGUAAAUAAAAGACUAAUAUAUAUUUACACAUGAAGGGUCUUCCACCAAGCUUUUUUAAUUUUAGUUUAAAUCUUUUAUUUAUUAGCAUUACAUUCCACCUCUUUUUUAAAACACUCUCACUUAAAAACACAUGCAUUAAAAAUGUCAUUUUUGUUUUAUGGUGACCUGUGACCUUUCAUGUGUUCUUAUCUUGCUACAAUGUGUGAUAUUGUUUCAUUUGUCGUCCUGUUUAACCGUUACAACUGCUUAUCGUGUUCUGUCACUGAAUUCACGUUCCUGUUCAUCCUAUGAAUGUAAUGAAUGUUUAAAAACUGACUUUUGUCAUAUUUAUAGUAAAAACUCAGAUAGGUUAUACUAAACGCGUCAGCUAUUAGGAGAUGAAAGAAGUGGAUUAUUAAUAUUUCUUUUUUUUAAUAGUUACAUAAGGCUUUCACUCUUUUAAAUAUGCAAAAUGAAAGUAGCACGGACUUAAAUCAUGUUUUUCUUUUGUACAUUUACUCCCUAACCAUUUUUAACAAAAUUAUUAAUCAAAAUGUAAACUGAUGUACACAUGGAAUGACAGCUUUCACAGACAUGAUUAUGAGUAUGAAAUAGUGUCUGACAAAGUCACUGUCCACUGAUUGUCAAUUACUAAAUAAAGUUAGACCAUGGAAAAUAA